ACGCUUCAAACCCUUAUUUAAAUAUUGGCGCCGAUUUAACUAGCGGUACGUACGGAGUACUUUUGUCUCACUUUGCGUAAUAAAUAAUCAUUCACGGGAACGAUUUUGAGUAACAUGUGCACGCCGGCAAAGAUUAAAAAAUUAGAUGAAGUCGUGGUGAAUAGGAUCGCAGCCGGGGAGGUGAUCCAAAGGCCGUCAAACGCGUUGAAAGAAUUAAUAGAGAAUAGCCUGGAUGCCAAAGCAACGAAUAUACAAAUCACUACAAAGGAAGGAGGCCUGAAGCUGCUGCAGAUCCAAGACAAUGGUACGGGCAUUCGGAAAGAAGACAUGGACAUCGUGUGCGAAAGAUUCACAACUAGUAAGUUGCAGAAAUUUGAGGAUCUCGGUACACUCACAACGUUCGGAUUUCGGGGGGAAGCUCUGGCCAGUAUCAGUCACAUAGCGCUUCUCAGUAUCACGACGAAAACUGCAGAUGAAAAGUGUGCCUACAAAGCAUCGUACAUUAAUAGCAAGCUAAAGGCACCGCCAGCACCUUGCGCUGGAAAUCAGGGCACCGUAAUAACAAUAGAGAAUCUGUUUUACAACGUGGCAACUCGAAGGAAGGCUCUGUCGAAUCAGUCCGAGGAAUUUAGCAAGAUCACGGAGGUAGUUAUGAGAUACGCCGUGCACAAUCCAACGGUGGGAUUUACGUUAAAGAAGCACGGUGAGCCGAGUCCACAAGUUCGAACGCCACACAAUUCAACGAAACAAAGUAACGUAAGAAUAUUAUACGGUAACCCAGUCGCUCGUGAACUAUUGGAGGUGGAGCUUGCGGACGAGGCUUAUAAGUUUAAAAUGCACGGUUUAGUGACAAAUGCAAAUUACACAAAUAAACGGAUGGUGAUGCUCCUGUUUAUUAACAAUCGUUUGGUCGAUUCCUCUUCGAUCCGUAAAAUGUUGGAGGAAUUGUAUUCCGUGUACCUCUCAAAAAAGGCCCAUCCAUGGUGUUACAUAUCUCUGGACAUCAAUCCGCAAAAUAUCGAUGUUAACGUACAUCCAACGAAACAUGAAGUGCGCUUUCUUCACGAAGAUUCGAUAAUUGAGAGGAUGAAGUUCGCUCUAGAUGAGAGGCUGACCGGUAACAGCGCGUCUAGAACGUUUUACUUGCAAGCCAGACUGCCGAAAGCAGACAUAACUAAAGAAGUUCUCGAAGAAGUAUUGCCGGAGUACGACAAGGCGAAUCCGAAUAAAUCAAAAAAAAUUUAUCAGAAGGAAUUGGUGAGGACGGAUUCGUCCGAUCAGAAGCUGGACAGAUUUAAUUUUACCAUACACUCUGCCUCCCAUGCUAAAGAAAGUGUUGACGCUACCACGAAAGAAUCGUCACCGAACGUGGAAUCUGAAUCUCUUAAUCCAUUAGAAAAAGAUGUAUCUGCUAUCACCACAGGAAAUCCGCCUGCUCAUGGUCAAGAUAAAGAUUUAAAUUUGAAUCGAAGUGACGUGGAAAACGAUCUUCCGCUACAAGAAACUCCAGUUCGUGAUAGUUCAAUACAUUGGGAAGAUCUAGUAGAUGCGAAAACUUCAGCCUCAUCAGAUUCGCAAAACACUUGUAAUCCCAUUGCUCCUGCAGAAAAUGACAAGUCGGAAAAUGUUCGUCCGGAGUCGAACACGUUCGACAUUUCCGAAUUUUUACGAGACUUGGACGAAACGGCGGAUAGUCGCGCAGCAGACGAGUUGGAAACGGAUACCGUAGCCGAGAGAGCCCUCAAGCAAGUGUAUCAAUAUUUCGGAAACAAAGAGAUUAUCGAUAGAAAGACAAAUGUAGAGGAACAAAAAACACAAACUACAUCGCAGGAUAUGAGUGAUAAUAAUAAGGACGGAGGUGAAAGUUCGGUACCUGAUGCAACUCAAUCUGACAAUGUACUUCCACCUGAGGGCGAUUCUUCCGCCGAUAGAUCUCCAAAGGCUGCAAAGCAAUUCAAGUCAUAUUCCAUAAAUAAUUUUAAACACGAGGUAAAAUUAACGAGCAUCUUACAGUUGCGCAAGGAAGCUGAAGAUGAAUGUCACGAGGGACUGAGAAAUAUUCUGGACAACUUGACAUUCGUCGGCUGCAUCGAUCAGAAUUCAGCUUUGAUACAGAGCGGAGUGAAUCUGUAUAUUUGCAACAGUAAAAAGUUGACGGAAGAACUUUUUUAUCAGAUUAUGCUGUACGAUUUUGCAAAUUUUGGUGUCAUCAAAUUUUCGGAACGGAUAUCGUUGUUCGACUUAGCGAUGAUUGCUUUAGAUUCGGGUGAGACCGGAUGGACCGAAGAGGAUGGUCCAAAAGAAGAACUAGCGGCGAGGGUAAAAGAGCUGCUUUUAGAAAAGGCGGACAUGAUGAACGAAUAUUUUUCAAUUGUUCUGGAUAAAAUGGGAAAUUUAAGAUCGUUACCUAUGUUAUUAGAUAAAUAUUUUCCAUACGAAGCAGAAAUUCCAUUGUACAUAAUGCGAUUAGCAACGGAGGUUGAUUGGAGGAAGGAGCAAUCAUGCUUCCAAAAUAUCUGCCGAGAAACGGCAAGGUUUUACAGUUAUAUCAAUCCAAAGCAUCAGUCGCACGAUUGGAAGUACGUAACCGAACACGUUUUAUAUCCUGCAAUCAAAGAGAGUUUACUUCCGCCGAAGCAUUUCGCUCACGACUCGACGAUAUUGCAAAUCGCCAGUUUACCAGACUUGUACAAAGUAUUUGAGAGAUGUUGAAAUGUAUUUUUUACCUUGUAAAAAAAUAUAGAAUGUGAAACAACUUGUACACUAUGACACAAACUGAAUAAUUUAAAUCGAAACUGUAAUCAAGUGUUUAAUUUAUAUAAAUCGUACAGAGUAUUACAAAACUUAUGAUAAUUUUUCAUAUUAAGACACGUCACAGACUGAAGAUAAAAUGAAACAUGUAUCAUCAUUUUCGUUAUAUAAUUUGCGUGACAUUUAUCAUCUUCCGCAGCAAUUUUGACAUCUAUGAUGCGAAUAAUAAUGUAUUUAUAUGAUAAAAACAAUUUUGAUGCAAGUACGACAAUAUACGACAAGCGUCUUUAUGUACAGGUAUAUUUUUUUGCUCUUGUACACUAUAAAAUAUUAACAUUGGAUUCCUAUUUUGUAUAUUAAACUUCGAAGAAAAUUAUAAUUUAUACCAAUUGUGCUAUAUGUCACAUUGUAAUGUGAUUUAACAAGUUGUCCCGUAAAAUAAAUGAUCUAUCU
Ooceraea biroi (clonal raider ant) is the source of this 3204-nucleotide messenger RNA. RefSeq names its product DNA mismatch repair ATPase Mlh1 (gene Mlh1). The record is from RefSeq and is a predicted model, not a curated record. Gene Ontology annotation, biological process: mismatch repair. Gene Ontology annotation, cellular component: MutLalpha complex. NCBI's taxonomy places the organism in Eukaryota, Metazoa, Arthropoda, Insecta, Hymenoptera, Formicidae. Gene Ontology annotation, molecular function: mismatched DNA binding; ATP binding; ATP-dependent DNA damage sensor activity.